Petromyzon marinus (sea lamprey) is the source of this 3532-nucleotide messenger RNA. Its product is annotated as alpha-1,3-mannosyl-glycoprotein 4-beta-N-acetylglucosaminyltransferase A-like. Gene Ontology annotation, biological process: protein N-linked glycosylation. NCBI's taxonomy places the organism in Eukaryota, Metazoa, Chordata, Hyperoartia, Petromyzontiformes, Petromyzontidae. Gene Ontology annotation, cellular component: endoplasmic reticulum; endoplasmic reticulum-Golgi intermediate compartment; Golgi stack. Gene Ontology annotation, molecular function: acetylglucosaminyltransferase activity. The record is from RefSeq and is a predicted model, not a curated record.
CUCCCCCCCUCCCAUCGCUCUCGCUCCUCCUCUCAUUCUGCCUCCACCCCUCCCCGACCGCGUCUGCCGUUCCGCCACACAGUGAGAGGCCGUCGCUUCGCCCUUCACCCCUCGGCUGCCGUGAGAGAAGAGGGGAGACGAUAGAAGAGUGGGUAGAAGACUCGAGGAGAUAGAAGAGGAGGCCUCCAGCCCGGGGCGGACGGACCGCGGCGUCUCCCUCCGCCUCCCCACGGUCAUGGGCAGCGGCGUGGACAGAGCCACAGAAGCGGGGCCCUGACCGAGUGACAGAGCCACAGAAGCGGGGCCCUGACCGUGUGAGGGGAGCAGAGGGGGAUCGGGGCGAGGGGCAAUCAGGGCCCUGAUAAGUUGAGACCUGGAAGAAAGGGAGCAGCGCCUUGAACAGAAGAGCAAGACGACCAGGGGAGAGCUGGGCCCCCAGAAGUUGAACUGGGACCCCUGUGUAAGGAAUCUGGGGCCCUAGAGAGGGAUCGGGGCCCCGGGGAGAGGGAUCUGUGCCGCCGCCGCCGCGAUGAGAUGAGGUGGAGGCACUGCGCCCUGGCCGUGCUGCUCGUGUGCGCCGCCGUCUCAUACUUCUCCUGGAUGCUGGCAUUCAAGCCCGCCUCGCUCGGUCUUGUGGAUGGAUCGCCUCUCCGGGAGAUGCGCUUGCUGCAUGAGCGCCUGCAGGCGGCCGAGCAGCUGAGUGUGCAGCGAUCGGAGGACCUUCACCGGAUCUUGGCGCAAGUGUACCGUGCCGUCUACAGCAAGACGUCAACCGACAACAACUCCUGGGCGGCCCUGUCCAACGAAACGCAGCGUCUGCUGAAGGAGCUGACCCUGCACGGCAGCCUGCACGUACCCAGCAUCUACCAUUACCUGCCUCACCUGCGCAGCCAGCCUCACGGCCUACAGCCGCUGGUGCACGCCAGCGCCAGCCGCACUGGCGUGUCCAUGGUGCUGGGAGUGCCCACGGUGAAACGGAAGGUGCAGAGCUACCUUAUCGACACGCUCAACUCGCUUAUCCACGAGCUGUCGCCCACUGAGAAGGAUGACUGCAUCAUCGUCGUGUUCAUCGGGGAGACCAACGUCCACCACGUGAGCGAGAUCGUCGAGGAGCUCAAGACUGGGUUUGCAUACGAAAUCAACUCGGGGCUCUUGGAGGUCGUGUCUCCGUCACCCAGCUACUACCCGGACCUCGGCAACCUGAGAGAGACCUUCGGCGACUCCCUGGAGAGAGUCAAAUGGAGAACCAAGCAAAACCUGGACUACUGCUACCUGAUGAUGUACGCUCAGUCCCGUGGCCACUACUACCUGCAGCUGGAGGAUGACAUCAUGGCCCGGCCCAACUACUUCAGCCUCAUUAAGAAGUUUGCUGAGCAGCAGUCACUGGAGGACUGGAUGAUCCUGGAGUUCUCCCAGCUGGGAUUCAUCGGGAAACUGUUCAAAUCGUCGGACGUGAACAUGCUGGUGGAGUUCAUCCUGAUGUUCUACAGGGACAAGCCCAUCGACUGGCUACUCGACCACAUCCUCUGGGUCAAGGUCUGCAAUCCCGAGAAGGAUGCGAAACAUUGCCAGCGGCAGAAGGGGAACCUGCGUCUGCGCUUCAAGCCGUCGCUGUUCCAGCACGUGGGCCACCACUCCUCGCUGGCCGGCAAGGUUCAAAAGCUCACAGAUCGUGACUUUGGGAAGCCUCAGCUGCACAAGUCGUACCCAAAUCCGGGUGGGGAGGUGAGCACCAGCCUCAAGGUGUACCAGCACCACUCGCUCGACAAGGCCUACCAAGGCCUCGACUUCUUCUGGGCCCUCACACCCGUCGCCGGGGACUACAUGCUCUUCAGGUUCAGCCAGCCCGAGAAGAUCAGCAGGUAUCUGUUCAGGAGUGGGAACAUCGAGCACCCAGGAGACAAGCUCCACAACACCACGGUGGAGGUGCUGCUCGCCCAGGGAAAGGAGACCGGGCAGGAGGCAUUGCAGGACAUCAAGGACAAGAUUCCUGGCCUUCAGUUCACAGAUGAUGGUUAUUUGAGGAUAGGAGCAUUUGUAAACGGCGUGGCCGAGGCGACGGUGGGCCCCGCACUGGGUCCCGUGCGAGCCGUGCGUCUCUGCAUGCUAUCCGACUCCCCCGUGUGGGUCAUCCUCAGUGAGAUACAGAUUGAGAGGCGGAUGACGGGGGGUGGGGUGUGAGCCGUGCAGAGGGAGACGGGUUCGAUGCCAAAGAAAAGCUGCGACUUGGACAGUCUACGGCAGUUCUGCCCUUCGACCAUCGCCAGGGCGGACCCCUUGUGCCACCCGCCCCGGCGCGCCUCACAGAUGUAUAUUUUAUUGUGUCGAUUACCGUGGGUGGUUUGGGUGGUGGGUAACAUUAUUUAUUUAACAAAUGAGACCGAAUUUACCACCAAUCGCAUUCUCAGGCUAGAUUAUGAUUUAGGGUCAUGCUUUGUCUUGUUGGGAUGACAUGUCGCGUUCCUGGGGUCGUAUGUCGCGUUCCUGGUGUCCAUGUCGUGUUCCUGGGAUCCACGUCGUGUUCCUGGGGUCACAUGGCAUGUGACUGGGAGUUGCGUGCCUACAUUGCACAAGUUGCAAGGCCUACCCCAGGCCAGCCUUUGUCUGCCGCCUGCCCUUCUCACCAGAGCUGUGUGAUUUGCUAUCUAAACUAGAGUUGUUAAACAAUAACCGGUAACCGCUAUCAGAACCGGUUGCCAGUUCCGGAACUGGUAAUAUAUUGCAGUGGAACGUUUGUGAUGAACACACGGAUAGGCUCGCGUGAGCAUAAAAACAGCAUGGCGCAGGCCCAAGUCACCGCGUGAUUCAUGUGUUCUCGAUUCUCAGUUAAAGAUGCAGCCCUGCAAUUGCUUACUCAAGCCACUGGUGGCAGAAUGGCCUUCACGAGAGAGCUCUGUAGAGGGCAUUUGGUCUAACUUGCGCCAUUGUUUCAAUUGCCAUGCCCGGAGAUGGAAUCGAAUCGGCGAUCUCUGCAUGGUGAGCCCAGUGCGCUGCUCGCCAUUACUCCGCUUUGGCAGCUGCACUUGUCUCGGAUAAAAUUAUGGAACUCUCCCGUUUGUAUCUCUAGACGUUUCUGUCCAUGUGGCAAACUGGUAAAUAACCGGUUUUUAUAUUUCAUGUGGUUACCUAUUAUGCGGAAAACCCGAUUUUAACUGCGCUCGUGCGAGAGUGCUCCAUGAGUAUGCCGUUCCUGUGCGAUGCAGUCGCUGGAUUUAUGCAACAAAGAUUGCGGCCGCGACGCCGCUGCUGCUGCCUCUGCCGAUCGUGGGUUUUGUACCGAAUAAUGUCGACUCUCUCUGUAGGGACGGAGCGUUUGUACCGUUUCACUUUUAAUAACAAGACGUGUGCAAUUUUAAAACUCCGCACGUGGACGUGUGAUAGUGUUUAAUUAAAUUGCCAACAUUUCAAGAAGUAAAUAUGUGUAAAGAAUUUGACGGCAAAAUAUUAGUUUUUGUGUCCCAGCGCCACUGCCAAGGACCGUUGCGCGUGCUCUCACAGCGAUGUUUUAUUAAACAUGGAGAGUUUGAAGCGA